AAUCCAAGGAUUUAUAAAAAUGAUAUAAUGAAUUAUUAGCAUUUGCGAUAAAAUAAAUUAACAAUAGACAAUAAACACAUUUAUUGAAUGAUGAAGUAAAUCAGUAAAACAAAAAUAUCCUCGUGUCUCUGAUAUUCAGGUAAUUAUUGUAGCAUCAAGUAGAUGUCAAAUAUAUUUUAAGACAUGCGAUUAAUAUUUUAAUCUAAUCUAAUAGAACCGGUGAUACGAUAGAGACAAUAAUUUCUAUUAAUAUUUUAAAGAACGUAAGAAUUCGUUAGAGAUUAACCUCGUAAAAAAGCGUGAAAGGAUUAAACAUGGAAGGGGUAAAAAGAGAAAGAAACGAAAGGAAAAAUCUCGUCAAGGAUAUUCCAUGGGAAGAUAUUAAAGUCACUUUUGAAAUGAGAAAAUAUUGCAUACACAUCAUUGCAAGUUUCAUGCUAAUAAUCUUAAAAGCACUAUAAUUGAGGGUGUGCCCUGAAUUAUUACCUUCGUGUACAUGCAUUGCUGUUAACACAAUUAUACUGUCCUUGCAAAUGCAUAUGAUAUGUGUGUACUUGCAUUAACAUGAAUAACGCGAUGACUAUACGGAUAAGGACACGCAUGUGCGUCCGACAUGAUUUGAAUAAUGAAUCGAAUAACGACAGAAGUCUCAGGUCAACGCACCAACUAUUAAACUUCUUAUUUCAUGAUUAUUCUCGAUGUAAAACACAUCGUUCGAUAUACUCGAGCAACCGUAUCGAUUGACUAUCGUAUAGAUUUAUAAUCUCAUAUAUGUAACACUUGAUGUUUCACUUUGAAUUAUGAAACAAUGUAUUAGAUCAUACGAUCGUUGGUGUCGAAAAAACAUCCGUUUUCUAUAGACGCGUUUUGUAUUUCAAUAUUGAUUGUGAUGAAUCGUUUUAAAUAGUAAUCGAAUGAAAGAGCUUAAUCAGAAUAUUGAAGAUAUGGAAAGCAGAAUUACCUUUGAGAUUAAUAAUGUAAAAGCAGCGGCAAUGAAAAUGCAGCCAAAAGUACUCGUGCAACGAGAAUUCUAAAUAUAAAAUUCACUAACGUUGGCAAUGUGGGAACUAAUACGAAGGCAAUCAGUACUUGUUCGAAAUUCGCACGCUUACGAGUUGUUCACUAAUAGCAUUUACCAUUAUCGAUACCAUUUAACAUUAUCGAUUCAAUACUAGUUUAAAAUCGAAGAUUAAACGACAUUAUAAUACACUGUAAAACAUGUGUAUGAUCGAACCUAACAAGGAUAAAAUCAGUAUAAGGACGCAGGGAAUAAUGAAAUCCCCGCGUAAAUUUGCAGGAGUUGUGAUAGCGAUGUGUGGUUUACCAGGUCGUGGAAAAAGCCAAGUGGCUCAAUGUCUUUCGCGCAGACUCAACUGGAAUGGCGAUUCCACUAAAAUAAUGAGCGUCAGCGACUAUCGGAGAAAAAGAUUGGAACCAUACGGUGAAGCGGUGUCGCACGAGCUAUUUCGUCCUGAUCACACAGCGAAUACAGCAUUAAGAGCAUUGGCCCAACGAGAUGCGAUGCAUGAUUGUGCCGCGUGGCUCACAGCCGGGAAUUCCGUAGCUAUCCUGGACGCCACAUUAAUAACACGAGCGCAGCGCGCCGAGGUCUUCGACUAUUUUUCUGGACAACUUGGUUAUCGUGUCCUUUUCAUCGAGUGCAUCUGCGACGAUCCGGUCGUUCUGGAAAGAAAUUAUAAAGAUAUAUUACGAUACAGCGCCGACUAUGCUGGCAUGGAUCCGGUACGAGCUGAGGAGGAUUUACGCCUCAAGAUAACUCAUUAUAUUAGAUCUUACGAGCCGAUGGACGAGAAGACGUAUCCUCGAAUCCGUAUCGAUACUGGCAGCAUGGACAUCGAGACUUGCAAAGUGUCGGGCCAUGUGGAGUCAAGCGUACUUGGAUUUCUUGGAAGUGUCACGGUCAAACCGCAUACUCUUUAUUUCUCUCGGCACGGUGAAAGCGAGUUCAACGUAUUGGGUAAGGUCGGUGGCGAUGCGGUAUUAAGCACGCGUGGCGAAAGAUACGCGCAAGCAUUGGCUACAAAAUUCAAUGCUAUGCGAAUUCCUGAUCUGCGUGUAUUGACCAGUCGUCUUCGAAGGACUAUCGCGACUGCACGUGGGGUAGAGGCACCUCAAGAACACGUAGCGGCACUUAAUGAGCUCCAUGCUGGUAUCUGUGAAGGUCUUUCUUAUGAAGAGAUGCAAGAGCAUUAUCCGCAGGAAUUUGCAUGGCGCGAUCAGGACAAGCUGCGUUAUCGUUAUCCAUGGGGAGAAAGUUACAUAGAUGCGAUGCAACGCGUAGAACCGGUAAUUGCUGAAUUGCAAAGAUCUGACAACGUCUUAGUGGUAUCCCAUCAAGCUAUACUGCGUUGCAUUAUCGGUUUCUUCAUGGAUAAGAAACCAGAGGAGCUGCCUUACAUGGAAGUACCAUUGCAUACUAUCAUCCGAGUUAGCAGCCAAGGUUAUAAUUACACGCUCGAAUUUUUCAAGCUGCCGAUCGAGUGUGUGAACACUACCCGUGUCAAGCCGAAUAAUUGCAGCGCUGAUAGAAGCGCGGAUGAUGCUCUGAUAACAGUCCCACCGCAUUUCGAUAUACCGGAUCCCUGGAGAAAUCCUGGCAGUGGACCUACUCUCGUCCAGCAACACUGAGAAACCGCACGACGAUCCACGAUCUCGUCGAAAAUUCGAUCUCUGUUCGGUUGCAAUUUCAGAUUUUAAUACUGAUAUUUUGAAAUUUUGAUUAAAUUUAGAUAGAAUGGGGAUUAAAAUUGAAAUAUACGAAAAAAUUAAUUGAAAAUAAUUUUAGAAUGUACGUAGAUCGUUUUAAGAUAUCUUAUCGUUUUAAUUUAAAUUAAUCCAGUAAAGUCAAUUGAUAUAUUUGCCGAUAUCGUGGAGUAAAAAAAAAAAAAGGAAAAAAGAAAGAAAAGAAAAAAAGAAAAAAAAGAAAACAGGAUCGAAUAAUUCUCCAAUAAUUUAAUAUUAAUUCUAUUCAGAAUGAUGAUUUCGGUUUUCGAUUAUCCAGUUUUGUUGACGAGAAAUUCUUUGACACUCAAUUUUUCUUCGAGAAUUUUGUUCUCAUUGGCAGCAAUUCUAUAUCCUGCUGCGGAGCCCUCUAUAUACAUUUAGUUUUAUUAGGAAUUAUAUAUCUAAACAAUAUUGUAUUAGUUAUAUAUCGUAGGAAGUAGAUUAUACGACAAAUAUUUUAAUUGUACAUUUAAAUGUGAAAAGGCAGAUAAGAUUGAAUUGUAGGGGAUGCGAAGCACGGUCUCUCGUAUCAUCUCGUAUUUUAAUUUCAGAAUAAAUAUUAGUGCAACGAAUAUAGGAAAGAUAUUUCAUAUUUUCAUACUAUUUAGAUCAUAGAAUUUAAGCUUAUGACAUUUUCUUAGUUCCUAAAAUGAUCAUUUUAUAUUUCGAAAUUUCAAUGACGUAAGAAUUUCUAAUAGACAAUUGAAACUAUAGCAUAUAUGAAAUUUAAUUAUUAAUUAAAUUAACGAUAUCUUUAUUAACAAAUAAAUGACAAAUAUUUUGUUCGUAGAUUAGAAAAAUAAUAGGUAAACAUGAAUUUUUACGCACAUUAGGAUAAUUGUUAAUAGCGUAUUGUCUUUUAAAAAAGUAUUUUUCACUGUGAGAACGCGAGAAACAGUCGACAAUUGCUUUAUACGAGAGGCGCGUUUUUUCGUCGAUUGCUGCGUUUCGGUUAGGAUUGUAUAUUAGUAAAUGUAUAUUAGUAAACCGCAUAAAUGAGCAUAAUAUUUCAUUAGGCAUCACGUGGAAAUCUUCGAGCAUUUGCUGUAAAACAUCCUCGAGGAUUCACGAAUGCAGAAUGUGAAUUAGAAUGAAAAAGAAAGAAGCUGUACGGGUCUAUUUAUUACGAAACGAUAAGAGAGACAAGAAAAGAAAAUGGGGAAAUUAUUUUUUUAUAAAAAUUAAAAAAAUGUUUUUACCCCGAACAGAAAUUGUUUCUCUUUGAUUUUCACAAAAUAAAUAAAAAAAAUCAUCUAGUCUAUUCAUUGGCGAACAUUUUGACAUUUAUUUUUAUUUUCUAUUUUUCUGAGAGACGAAAUGGAAGAUUAUGGAGCAUUUAGGUGUUUAGAUCGUAUUGUAGAUAUCUUUAAAAUUUCUUGUUUUAUUCCCUUUCUUUCUUUUUUUUUUUUUAAUUAUACAUUAUAAAUAAACGUUUUUUUACAAAAA
This is a messenger RNA of Apis cerana (Asiatic honeybee), 4191 nucleotides long. Its product is annotated as 6-phosphofructo-2-kinase/fructose-2,6-bisphosphatase. NCBI's taxonomy places the organism in Eukaryota, Metazoa, Arthropoda, Insecta, Hymenoptera, Apidae. Gene Ontology annotation, biological process: fructose 2,6-bisphosphate metabolic process; fructose metabolic process. The record is from RefSeq and is a predicted model, not a curated record. Gene Ontology annotation, molecular function: ATP binding; 6-phosphofructo-2-kinase activity; fructose-2,6-bisphosphate 2-phosphatase activity. Gene Ontology annotation, cellular component: cytosol.